CGGCCCCUCUCUUAGCCUCCCAGGGAGGAGGAGGAGUCUCCCGUCCCCGGCUGACUGCGGCUCCCGUCCCCAGGAGCGCGCGGGGCCGCGGUGCGAGGGCCCGUUUCUCUUCAGUCAGGGUUCGCCCCGACACCCCGCGGACGGAGGGCCCCGCCGUCAGGACCCGGUGACCGUGCCCUGCUUGAUGGUCACUGUCCUCCAGAACAGGCAUGGAGGAAAUAUCGGCCCAGGAAGCAGCGGGAUCUCCAAGGGUCCAGUUUCAGCCUUUGGAGACCCACUCCGAGGGUCUGUCCCCAGAGCCUCAGUUCGUGCAGGACACCGACAUGGAACAGGGACUCACUGGGGGAUUUCCAAUUUCCAAGCCUGAUGGGAUCUCCCAGCUGGAACAAGAUCUACAGGUCUUUGAUCUGGAAACUAAGAAUAGAGAAGUCUUAAGAGAUGACUGCUCAGAUGGAGAGACCAGAGAAGAAAACAAGCUGUUGAUUCCUAAGCAGAAAAUUCCAGAAGAAGUACAUUCAUACAAAGUGAGAGUAGGAAGACUCAAAAAGGAUAUUGCCCAAGUUCCUGAGACUAGAGAAGUGUAUAAGACUGAGGACAGAUUAGAAAGGCUUCAGGAAAUCUUAAGGAAAUUUCUCUUCCUGGAGAGAGAGUUUAGGCAAAUAACAAUCAGUAAGAAAACCUUCACCAGUGAGAAGAACAGUGAAUGUAAUGAACCUGAAAAAAGCUUCAGUCUGGACUCAACUCUUGAUGCAGAUCAGAGAGUUCUUAGGAUACAGAACGUUGAUGACAUUGAUAAGUAUGACAUGAGCCUCAACCAGAAUUCAGCUGGUAAACAUGAACAAAUAAAUCUAACACAGGAUUUCCAGAGUAAUGAAUAUAAGGAAAGUUUAAUGGAACUCUCCCACCUUAAUAAAUGUGAGAGCAUUCCUGCCACUGAGAAAUCCUAUAAAUGUGAUGCAUGUGAGAAAAUCUUCCAUCAGAGCUCAGCCCUUUCUAGACAUCAGAGAAUUCAUACUAGAGAGAAACCCUACAAAUGUAAAGAAUGUGAAAAAUCUUUCAGUCAGAGUUCAAGUCUUAGUCGACAUAAAAGAAUACACACUAGAGAGAAACCCUAUAAAUGUGAAGCAUCUGAUAAAUCCUGUGAGGCGUCUGACAAAUCCUGUAGUCAGAGCUCAGACAUAAUUCAGCAUAAGAGGAUUCACACUAGAGCAAAAUCUUAUAAAUGUAGCAAUUGUGAAAGAGUCUUCAGUCGCAGUGUACACCUCACUCAACAUCAGAGAGUUCACAGAGAGAUGCCUUGUAAGUGUACUGUGUGUGGCAGUGACUUCUGUCAUACCUCACACUUAGCUGAACAUCCGAAGGUCCAUUGUGAAGAGAAGUCCUAUGAAUACAACGAAUGUGGCUUGACCUUUAUUAAGCAUCAAGGAAUUCGUCUCAGAGAAAAGCCCUAUACAUGUAAUGAAUGUGGAAAAGACUUCAGAUUGAAUUCCCAUCUUGUUCAGCAUCAAAGAAUUCACACAGGAGAGAAACCACAUGAAUGUAAUGAAUGUGGAAGAGCUUUCAGUCAAACCUCAUGCCUUAUUCAGCAUCACAAAAUUCAUAGGAAAGAGAAAUCCUACGAGUGUAAUGAUUAUCAGGAUGAUUUCAACCAUAGCUCAGAUCUUGUCCUGCAACAGGAAGUCCUCACCAGAGAAAAAGCCUUUGAUUGUGAUGCAUGGGAAAAGAACCUCAGUCAGAGAGCACAGCUUGUCCACCAUCAAGGAAUUCAUACCAAAGAAAAACCUUACGAAUGUAAUGAACAUGGGGAGACAUUUAGUCAAGUUCAGGCCUCAUUCAGCAUCUGAGAGUUCACACCAGGGACAAAUCGUGUGUGUCCUGAAUGUGGUAAAGGAUUCGGUCCCAGCUCAACCUUUAUUCAUCAUCGGGGAAUUCACAUCAGAGAGAAACCUUCUGAAUGUGACGGACGUUGGAAAGCUUUUAGUCCGUGUUAAACUCUUGACACCUGCAAACCCAUACCAAUGAGAAAACCUACAAAUACAUUGAAGGUGGUAGAUGCUUCAUGCUAUUUUCAUACCUUAGUCACCAUUGGAGAAUUCAUACUGGCAUACAAUUCUAUAAAUGUGAUGCAUGUGAGAAAAUCUUCCAUCAGAGCUCAGCCCUUUCUAGACAUCAGAGAAUUCAUACUAGAGAGAAACUCUACAUAUGUAAAGAAUGUGAAAAAUCUUUCAGUCAGAGUUCAAGUCUUAAGUCGACAUAAAAGAAUACACACUAGAGAGAAACCCUGUAAACGUGAAAAAGCCUGCAGUCAAAGAAACUACUUUGUGAGCAUCAAAUUCAUUUCAUGCCGAAUACCUAUGAAUGUAAUAAAAUGUGUAUGUGUGGGAGGAUUCAGCCAUAUUCCAACCCUCAUUCAGCAAAGAAUUCAAACCCGAGAGAAGUAAUUUGGGUAUAUAGUAAAUGACAAGUCUAGGAGUUCAAGUCUUUUUUCAUCAUCAGAAUAUCCACACCAGACCGGAAUUUGAUAUAAUGCAAGUGGAAACAUUUAGCACCGUAUUUCAGGCUUUAUUCAACAUCAAAAUAUUGAAGGGAAAAUUAUUAUUUGCAUAUGAAAUCGUUAAUAUAUAGUCCCAGUCUUUUUCAUUGCAGAAGAAUCUAGUCAGAGGAGUGACUUGGUGAAUGCAGUUGUGUUUUCUCGUGGCAUUCUUUUAUUUAAUAGGUGUUAUAUAAGUAGGUAUGUAUGCUUUAUUUAUGGAACUCAUUUAAGCUAUUUUUAUUUUAAUGUGGCCUAUAAACAUUUUUAUUUUUCCUGAAGUUGGUUCUUAUUGUUCACAGCUUCCCUAAGAUACAUUGAUACACCAAUGUUAAAACAUGUCAACUUCUGGAAGGUUUCUCAUUUAGCUUUUUCUGCUGUUCUCAGCCAAAGUUCUCUCCAAAACAGACUCUUAGGCCUGCUGUUUUCUGAGGACCCUAUUUCUUUCCAGCUGUAACAUUUGGAUUCCUAUUGAUUUCUCCAUUCUCUUAAGCACCUUCAAUGAUGGUUUCCCAGUUUUAAGCUUUACACCAGCAGGUAUGCCACCCCUACUUGCUUUUUUGGUGUCUUCUGUCUUAAUGCAAAGUAUCUUCUUUUAAAAGAAAUGGAUUUACACACCCUGUCCAUCCAUGAGUAUGAAGGAUUCUGUUUCCCCUGAGUUUGUGGCAGGCAGCUAAACAUUUUCAAGUGACACCCAAGUUCUUAGCUGUGUUAGCAUUCACAGCCUUCUAAAAGAUGAAAAAGACCUUAGGAAGCCAACAAGACUGGUGGUAGCCUGGCUAUAUUCAGCUCCUAUUCUGCAUGUCUGAGUUCAGAAUUAUUUUAUAUAUGUCCAUUGAAGGCCAGCAGAACGCUCGAGUCUGCUUUUGAUGGGCAAAGCGUAAAGAACAUACACUAAGAGAUCAGAGAUCUUCGUAGGGAAUGCUGCCUUCCGUCAAAGGUAUUGCUGUUCUUGUGUAAUAUCUUUAGAGAGUGUAUUUCAAGAAUGGCAGAUAUGCCUGUAAAAUUUAACCAUUACAGUUUUUCAUUACCUGUUUGGAAUUGUUUACACAUCAUCAUAUUUUUUGUAUUUUACUAGAGUCUACAGGCUGUAUAAAAUAACAUUUUUUUUUUUUUGAUUGAUGAAACUGAGCACACAUGUUGGCUCCAGAGUUCAGGGUCACUGUCAUAACACCUAGCAAGAGUUGAUGAUUCUUUAGAUGAUGUCAAAGCAUUCUAUUGUAUUUUUCCAUCUUAAGCGUCAAAAUAUUUUGUGAAUAAGACAAGUGUUAUUUAAAAUUCUAGUUGUCGUUCCAACGAUUGAGGUUUUCAUAAUUCAUAUGUUAAAAUAUUCACUAGGGAUCCUCAACAAAUAUAUAAAAAUCCGUUGCUUACUCUGUAAGCCUCUUAUGGCUAAUAACCUCUAGGGUAGUUCUACCACAGUAUUUUACCUCUUAGCCAUCAGCAAGCAUAGGAUCUCAUCAGGGCACGGUAGGGACCUAAAUGAUCUAAAUGUAAAAGCAUAUGAAAAAUGCAUGUGUUCAUUUUCCUGUCUAUGACCGUAUAUACCCUACGGAUAGAGACCACGGGUAAUCGCCUCCGGUGAUGACGAAACAGGAUUCAGUAAUCUCUAAAUAGCAGAAAAUGUAAAAAUCACAUGUGUGCAUUUGGUUUAGGAAUGUGCUUUUGUACUGCCACUUGAAUAAAGGUGUGUUUGGUACUCUGAGAAUCUGUUUCAAACAAAAUCUGAAGUCCUCAGCCAGAAGCAUUUGGGAAUCUUAGAAUCACCUUCCUGGCUGCAACUCAGUUCCUUCUAGAAACCUGCUUCACAGCAGGAAUAAAUCACUCUCCUUCGUACAGGUACAAAGCUUGCUCUUCCACAGACCUCUGGGAUAAAGUCUGAAUGUUUACAAUUUAAAGGGUUAUUCCGUUGGGAUGCUAUUGGCACAUAAAGUAAGGGUAAAUAGUUUGAGGUUUCAGUAGAACUAGGCAGAAUGUUUUUUUUAAAUAAAACAUUUUAAACAAUGAGAAACCAAAAUAAUCCUUGAGGGCAAGUAACUUGUCUCUUUAAGCUUGCUGAUAUUUAAUUGGUCCAGUAUAGUUUGUGUUCUUAGUCUUUUUAGCCUUGAAGACAGGGGAGGGAAGAGAAGAAAUCUAAUAGUUGGGACACCUAAUUUUAUCUAUCUGUCCACCUACCUACGUACACAUGUAUGUAUAUAUGCACAUAUUCAAACAGUCCUCACAACAACUCUGCAAGGGAACCAGCUCCGUUUUACAGAGGAACUGAGGUGUAGAGAGGUUGAAAAACCUGUAGGGUCACACAGUAAGCUCAAAGUCAGGGCUGUUUGACUCCAAAGCUUUCCCUCAUCGUGAUGUUGGUAUCGGACACAUCCCAGAACCUAGAGAAGAGACGUUUUCUCUGAUAGUUCUUUGUUCCCUGUUACACACCCAGUGAUUCACCAUUAGUUUGCAGCUGAUCCUAAAUGCUUCCAGAGCUCUCUGGGAAGCUGGGAGAAAAUAUCCCAGUAUCUUUUGGGAGCUAGUUAGAACCCCCCUGCCCCACCCUUUGAAACAGGCUUGACAAUUUUGACAACGACAGGCUACAGGUCAAAUCUCCUGAAUUCCCAUCUUCUGCCAAGACCCCCCCCCACUGCCAUCACUAGAUUUAUAUUUCCAUUUCUCGAUGACCCAAAUGCAUUUUAAAUUUUUCUGCCAACUAGGACUUACUAAUGGAUACAUAUUCUUACCAAGGUUUACUGUCACCUCUGAUUAUAUUAUAGUGGUGGAGCAAAGUGGGUAAUGGGUAAAUCAAGUUUGAUUCCUAGGUUUUUGGCUUGAGCAAGAGUGGAUAGAGGUAGACUAGAGAUGGAGAGUGCUGGGAGUGGAGCAGGGAGAGUAUUUCGGGCAAAAGAGAGCGUGUCAGAAGGCCUGCAGAGGAAAGAGUAUGGCAUUUUCAAGGCGGUAAUAAAUGAGCUCUUUGGAGAAUGCCUCACCUUAGGAAAUAGUACGUGGGUAACAGGAUUUGAGAACAAAGUUCAAAGGAAGCCCACAGGGUGUUAGAAACAAUGGAAUUUCUCACGUCCAAAUAUGUAACCUCUUAUGUCCUUUCAUUCAUUCAGUAAUACAGUUGGCAGGCACUACGAUAUUUAGUGGUAGCCGGUGGAUACAGUUAACCUAAUCAAAUGCAUUAAACAAUCCACUGAGUAAAGAAGAUGAGUCAAAGCAAUGACUUUGGAAUGAGACAUAUGCUUGAACUUUACUACCUAUAUGACUUUGGACAUUUUACUUAGCUUUUCUAGUUUUCUUGUGUAUACAGUGUGGUUGUUAAUAGCAUGAAAAUUAAAUGAGAUAACGUAAAAGCUACUGAUCAUAUACUAAAUGCCGAGAAGUUUUUAAUGUAAGUACUAAUAUAAAAAACGCUACAAUAGAGGAGAGAUACUUAGCAUAAAAUCUUAAAAAAAAGGAAAUCAACGAGCAAGCGUUUACCAGUGCAGGACUAGCAUUGUCCAGGGAGGGACACCCUGAGCUUGGAGAACUUAAAAUAUGACUAGAGAAAUCACUAGGCAUUUGUGGUCUGUGUGGUAGGAACUGCCUCCUGACGGGCACUUCCUGCUGGAGUCGGGCAAACUGACACGCCUCUAACAUUCGUUAUAAUGCGGCGUCAAGUCUUAACACUCCCUUCAAAUUGUGAGUGCGUGAAGGAGCCAAUGUUAAAUCCAAGACUUAAGAAUGGUUUCAAAUAGAUGGUGCUCUGUACAAAUCAACAAGAAAAUAUUGAUUUUGGAAUUAUUUUGCUGCCUCAUCCCACUCUCUUUAAGAAAAUGGUUACCCUUUUAUAUUUGUAUUUCAUCCAUGUUAAUAAAUUUACA
Molecule: messenger RNA, 6378 nt
Organism: Physeter macrocephalus (sperm whale)
Lineage: Eukaryota; Metazoa; Chordata; Mammalia; Artiodactyla; Physeteridae
Gene: ZNF655
Product: zinc finger protein 655
Exons: 4
Coding region: 210-1844 (544 amino acids)
Biological process (GO): regulation of DNA-templated transcription
Source: RefSeq, a predicted model, not a curated record